AAUCAUUCAUGAAUCAUAAUAAACAUACUCCAUUCCUAUAUAUAACUUAACUUUUUCAUCAAGGAAGAAAAAACACAUUUAUUCUAUAAAAGAGACUCAGCAGCUAGAUAUCCGGUGGCAUAUCAGAGAGUCCUAACAGAGUGUUGUAGUCCAUUAUAUCCAAGAGAGGACCUUAUAGAAACGAGAACUUAAAGGAGAAGAUCGAGAUGGAUAUUACUAGUAGUGAUCCAAAAAGACACAUGUUGAUGUGUUUUUUUCUAUGGAUACUGUUAUUUUGCAUGGUGGUCGAGUCGCAUGCUCAACUAUCGGAGAACUUCUACGCCUCGACAUGUCCUAACGUGGAGCUUAUCGUUCGUCAGGCGGUUACAACUAAAUACCAACAAACCACCAUCACGGCUCCGGCAACAUUACGAAUGUUCUUUCACGACUGCUUCGUCGGUGGAUGUGAUGCAUCUGUGUUAAUAGCAUCUAAUAAUGGAGACGCGGAGAGGGACGCCCAAGACAAUAUAUCCCUUGCCGGAGAUGGUUUCGACACUGUGAAUAAGGCUAAACUAGCUGUCGAAGCUCAAUGUCCUGGCCUUGUGUCAUGUACCGAUAUUAUGGCUCUCGCCGCCAGAGACGUCGUCGCCCUCGCUGGAGGGCCAGGGUUUAAGGUAGAGCUAGGGAGACGAGACGGGCUCGUGUCAACUGCGUCUCGAGUUGACAGGAAGUUACCAGGACCAGAGCUAGACGUAAAUGGUCUGGUCGAUCUAUUCGCUAGUAACGGACUCACAAUGACCGACAUGGUAGCUCUCUCGGGCGCGCACACAAUAGGAUUCUCUCACUGCGACCGUUUCGCCAACCGUCUCUACAACUUCUCAGCGCUCAUGCCCGUAGACCCCACGCUUGACCCGGCCUACGCACAGCAGCUGAUGCAAUCCUGCCCUCGUGUUGGUGCGGACCCCAGCGUCGCCGUAAACCUGGACCUAACCACCCCAAAUGUCUUUGACAAUGUCUACUUCCAGAACCUAGUUGCUCGGAAAGGACUUUUCAGUUCCGAUCAAGUUCUGUUUAACGACUUCAGGUCUCAAGCAACGGUGGUCAGGUUUGCGAACAGUGCUGAAGAAUUCAACAGAGCUUUUACCUCAGCUAUGAGGAAACUCGGCCGCGUUGGAGUUAAGGUUGGGAAGGAAGGAGAGAUUCGUAGGGAUUGCUCUGCUUUUAACUAACUUUAUGUCACAAAUGUUUACAAAACAUAAAACAUACAAAUUCUCUAGCUUUUUUAUUACUGUUUGCUAUAUGAAAUUGUCAUAAUCCACAAUGGAACCUUUUAAUAUUGCUGUUGUAAAGCUAUUUUACAGGAUUGAAAGAAACAUUAUUUGAAGUA
Messenger RNA from Raphanus sativus (radish), 1366 nucleotides. Its product is annotated as peroxidase 55-like. Gene Ontology annotation, biological process: hydrogen peroxide catabolic process; response to oxidative stress. NCBI's taxonomy places the organism in Eukaryota, Viridiplantae, Streptophyta, Magnoliopsida, Brassicales, Brassicaceae. The record is from RefSeq and is a predicted model, not a curated record. Gene Ontology annotation, molecular function: peroxidase activity; heme binding. Bases 207 to 1208 code for a protein of 333 amino acids. The transcript is spliced from 3 exons.